ACCCGACUCCGGGUCGGGUUGACUUCGAUCACAAGUUCGAUUUGAGACUCAAUACCUGCAUUGACCUGUACAGUGUCAUGGCGGAAGAGUUGUCUUCUAUAACCUCAAUGUACCUCGCAGAAAUAAUCAGAAAUUGUUUAUCUUACGAGAAAAUUGUGCGAGUCGACAAAUGAUAUCUCUAAUGAAUAGAUUAGAAAAUAACAGCGUAAAUAUGAAAAUUGUUCGAGAUGAAUCCGGAAAAAUGAUUCAAUCGGCCGAAGGGAUUCUGUGCGAAUAUGUGGAUAGCGAUGGAAAUACCACUUUAAAAUUUGUACAAACAACAGAUUCGUGCUGUAGCGAAUCAUUGUCUGAAAUUGAAAGUGAAAACAUCAUGCCAUGCAGUACAAUAGUAAAUACUACGCAAGAAAAUAAUUUCAAAAAUGUACAAAAAUUUAUUAUAGCACAUGAUUUCUUAUUUUCUUCAUCAGACAGUUCUGAUGAAGAAUUACAAUAUCUAUUAGUGCAAAAGAGAAAAAUACCGCGAAUGAAACAUUUUAUUAGAGAUGUCAUUGAUCAAUAUACUGCAGAAGAGUCUCAAAGACAUUUUAGACUUUCAAGAAAAAUAUGUAAGAGAAUCAUUAAUUUAUUUAAACAGAGCAAAUAUUGUCCUAAGGGUCUUCGUGGAAGAAAUAAUAAAACACCUAAAGAGCAUGUUUUAGUUUUUUUAUGGUUUGCUGCAAAUAAAACGGUAUUAAGGAGUGUAGCAGAUCGUUUUGACAUGCAAAUUGCCACAGUGCAUCAAAUUAUCAAAAGAGUUACAAAUUUUUUAAUAGAUUUGGCUCCAUCAAUAAUCCGUUUUCCUGUAACAGAACAAGAACGUCAAGAAAAGGCUCAAGAAUUUCGAAAUAUAUGCGAAAUUGAUGGAAUUGUAGGAUGCAUAGAUGGCAUGUAUAUUUCUAUCAGAACACCUGUCAAAAAAAUUCGUCAUACUUAUGUAAAUAGACACGAUGAAACUGCACUUACAUUACAAGGCAUAUGUGACGCAAAAAAAGGAUUUAUAGACUGUUUCACUGGAGUGUCUAGCAAAUGUCAUGAUGCUCGUGUAUAUGAUAUGUCAUUUAUUAAAGAAAAAGUAUCUGGAAUGGGAGAUUAUUAUCACAUUAUUGGCGACGCAGCUUAUCCAAUAUCUACAAAUCUUUUAACACCAUAUAGUGGGAACCAGUUGACACCAGUGCAAGCCAACUUUAAUUAUCAUUUUUGUACAGCGCGAGUUAAAAUUGAAAACGCGUUUGGAUUAUUAAAAUGCAGAUUCCGACAAUUGACAAGACUUGAUAUGUGGUCUGUAACAUUAAUGUCCAAAUUUAUUAUAUCUUGCUGUGUGUUACAUAAUUUAUGUAUAGAGGAAAAUGAUAUACUCGACUUUUGUGAAUAUGAAGAACUUCCAUUUCCAAUCCAGCAAUGUACUUAUAGUAAUAACAGAAUAAGAAUGUUAGGACAGAUGAAACGUGAUCGCAUAGCAUUUGAUUUGAUAUAAAUGAAUUUAAACGUAAAAGUCUUUCAUUAAACAGUUUAUUAUUAAACGUAACAGUCUUUCAUUAAACAGUUUGUUAACAAACAAUAUCUUCAGUAUGAUUUAUUAUAAAAAAAAAAAACAUAAACUCUUAUGAAAUUGUAAGAUAUUAAUUAAGAUCUACGUGUCGGGCUGUGUGGCUCCGCGGCAAGGCGGUGGCUUUGUGUUUCGAACUACAUACGAGGUCCUCGGUUCGAGUCCCGACAUCGCGUCGAGCGUCCGACAUUUUUUCUCGGCCCAGCUUACAAAAUAAUUAAAAUUAAUAUCGCACUGUUUUG
This is a messenger RNA of Cyphomyrmex costatus, 1827 nucleotides long. RefSeq names its product putative nuclease HARBI1. NCBI's taxonomy places the organism in Eukaryota, Metazoa, Arthropoda, Insecta, Hymenoptera, Formicidae. The record is from RefSeq and is a predicted model, not a curated record. The transcript is spliced from 6 exons. Bases 170 to 1513 code for a protein of 447 amino acids.